AUGGCGGAGACAAAUGUUCAAUACGAAUCAGGGAUCUUCGGAGCCGGAGGAUACAGUUGGAAACUUGUGUUCUACCCAAAUGGAAACAAGAAGAAGAAUGUCAAAGACCACAUCUCUCUCUACUUGGUAAAGGCGGUGGAGAAUUCACUCCAGCCUGGUGAGGAAGUAUAUGUUGAUUUCAGGUUAUUUUUGCUUGAUCAGAUUAAAAACAAGUACUUGGUUAUUGAAGAUGGUUUCAAAAGGAACUUUUGCUUUCUAGGCGAGACGUCUGGCGCAGUCGGUUUUGAUAAACUUGUCUCUCUAAAGGACUUUACUGAUGCCUCCAAUGGAUAUCUAAUUUUUGGAGCUGAGGUCUUUGUUUGUAAUGGAACAAGACGCGUACCCCCAGCAGAUUGUCUAUCAACAUGCAAGACUAUCUCAAAGAAGUACAAGCAUACUUGGAAGGUUGCAAACUUUUCCCACUUAGCUGCUCAGUACUAUGAAAAACGAUUCACUGCUGGAGGCCAUCACUGGUACAUACUUGCUAUUAAUCAAUAA
Molecule: messenger RNA, 537 nt
Organism: Fragaria vesca subsp. vesca
Lineage: Eukaryota; Viridiplantae; Streptophyta; Magnoliopsida; Rosales; Rosaceae
Exons: 3
Coding region: 1-537 (178 amino acids)
Molecular function (GO): protein binding
Source: RefSeq, a predicted model, not a curated record